GUCAGUUGAAAGAUAGGCGUUGGAUCGAGAAUACCGCAGAUACAGUAUGGCGAACCCAACAGAAACAAUAGUUAAUCCAAACGAGCAUUUGGAGAUUCCCAAGUGGAUAAAUGAGGAAUACUUCCAGCAAGUUCUGCAGAAAGAUGAGCCAGACUAUAAGAAGAUUUUUAACUUUAAGCCUGUAGCUGCCAUCCCACCAGGGGAGAACUUCACAUCAAUUAUGCUGCGUAUUCACUUGGAUCUCCAGAUGAAAGAUGGCAGCACUAAACAUAAAACCUACAUUUUUAAGACUAUGCUGGCGGAGGAACGUGGUGGCAAGGAGAUUCGCGAAGGAGGUAUUUUCGACAAGGAACUAAUGAUGUACCAGACGUAUCUGCCCGCCUUCGAGGAGCUAUAUAGUUCCACCGGAGAGAAGAUUCAGCUGGCUCCUAAAUGCUUGCAUACAGAUCAGCGUGAGAACGGAAUCCAUUUUGUGUUUGAGGAUCUGGGUGUGAAGAAGUUCCAGAAUGUGGAUCGCAUCCAGGGUCUGGAUCUUGAACAUAUGAAGAGAUCCCUCCAUAAACUAGCCGAGUUUCAUGCGGCUGCAGCUGUUUACGCCGAGCAAAAAGGACCGUAUCCCUCGCAAUUCGAGGAGGGAUUUAUUGGCAGGGACAAAGUCAAGAUCCAUGAAGCGGGUUUUCUAGUAAAGGCGAGAACAUACCCCAAGGCCAUGGCAUUUUGGGGCUUGGAAGAUCCGGAAAAAUAUAUAAAUAACUUUCCUACGGUGCAGCAAUACUCAAAAAUGUGUGAAAAGAAUCUGGAGACGGAUCCAUUGGCCUUCAACACCCUUACGCAUGGUGACUUCUGGUCCAGUAAUCUCAUGUGCAACUAUCUAGCCAAUGGCCAAAUCGAUGAGGUCAUCAUGGUCGACUUUCAGCUGUGCAAAUGGGGCAGUCCUGCCCAAGAUCUCCUCUUCUUCAUCACACUCUCAGCGGCUAGUGAUAUUAAGCUCAAGGAGUUCGAUAACUUUGUCAGGAUUUACUGGGAGCGAUUAGUGGAAUGCCUAAAGCUGCUAAAGUACCAGAAAUCUCUGCCAAAACUUCGAGACCUGCAGACAUCUUUGUAUCAAGACACCAAUACUAUCUACGCUUUUAUUGCCGUCUCCAAUCAUCUUCCCGUCAUUCAAUUUCCCUCCGACAAGGAAUCCAAUUUGCAUUCCCUUCUGCGAGAUGACGAGGAGGGUGAUAAAUUCCGCAUGCGAACAUUUACAAAUCCAAGUUUUUGCCGUCUUAUGAAGGAAAUCUAUCCAUUUUUUUACAACCGUGGAAUUUUUAAUUUUAUUGACUUCGAAUAAGAAAAGAAAUGUAUUUAAAGAUUUUUGAAUGGGUCUCAAAUAAAAUGAAAAUGUUGUUGACUGAAA
This is a messenger RNA of Drosophila subpulchrella, 1399 nucleotides long. RefSeq lists its product as uncharacterized. The coding region runs from base 47 to 1333 and encodes 428 amino acids. The transcript has 4 exons. NCBI's taxonomy places the organism in Eukaryota, Metazoa, Arthropoda, Insecta, Diptera, Drosophilidae. The record is from RefSeq and is a predicted model, not a curated record.